AUGGCAUCUGCUAUCACCGUCCUUUUCCUCCGAGUGGUGGUGGUGGGGGGAAGGUGGGGGGGGGCUGUGUCUCCCCUGUUUAACUCCUGUCUCCUGUUGAAAGCAGGGCGUGAAUUUCUCAAACCCACCAUCUGGGUGAGCCCCAGCAGGGUGGUGGCGCUCGGGGGAAACGUCACCAUCCGCUGUGAGGGUCGGUACCUGGGCGUGGAGUUCGUUCUGCGUAGAGCUGGACACCUGAACCCGCAGGUGCGGACGGUGCCUGAUGGGCCCGUGGCUGAAUUUCCCAUCCCCAGUGUCGGCCGGGAAGAUGGAGGGAGCUACACCUGCGAGUAUCACUCCAUAACGGAACCGAGUCGCUGGUCGUAUCUCAGCGACCUCGUCGAGAUCAUUGUAGCUGAGCCCAGCUACCCCAAACCCAGCAUCUCCCUCAGCCCCAGUGGGGGGGUCUCCCUGGGGGGAGCCGUGACUGUCCGGUGUCGGGGGCAGCACCAGGGCGUGCGGUUCGUGCUGAAUAAAGAGCGACGCCAUUUCCCACCUGUGGAUUCGGACGGGUUGGAGGUUGUGUUUCCCAUCAGCGACGUGAGCCGGGAGGACGGCGGGAGCUACAGCUGCUCCUAUCACAGCAGAUCGGAGCCGUUCGCCGUGUCAUACCCCAGCGACCCCGUGGAGCUGGUGGUGAGAGAUCCCAGCUUACCCAGACCCUCCAUCUGCCUGAGCCCCACCGGCGUCAUCGCCCUAGGGGCAGACGUCACCAUCCGGUGUCAGGGGCAGAGCCGGGACGUGAGGUUCUUCCUGCACAAAGCUGGAGACCUGAACCCGCAGCGACACAUGGACCCUGCUGGGGCCGGGGCCGAGUUCCGCAUCCCCAGCGUGAGCCAGCAGCACGGAGGGAGCUACAGCUGCAGCUACCGGCCCCGGUCACAGCCCUUCGUCUCGUCGUACCUCAGCAGCAGCUCUGUGCAGCUGGUGGUAGCAGGUGGAUCAGAAUCGCCGGCACCUCCGGGUCUGACCAGCCCCAUCAUCGCUGGGGUGAGCGCAGCAGCCACCAUCCUCCUUCUCAUCCUCCUCCUCCUCGUGGCCUUCGUCUGCUUCAGAAAAACCCGAGCCAAGGCGGCCGCAUCUCAGCACCAGGCGAGCGAGGGUCCCUGGAUAACGAGCCGUCGGAAAAGGAGCCGCAUCGAGACCGAGCAGCCCCAGGAGCCCGACCCCGGCGCCGAUGGACUCACCUACGCUGAGCUGGACGGCCGGGCGCUGCGGGCCAAGUGGGGGGCCUGGGCCCUGGCCCCCGAGCCUGUCCUGUACGCCGCGAUCAGUGUGAGCAGGGUGGCCCCACAGUGA
This is a messenger RNA of Mauremys reevesii (Reeves's turtle), 1338 nucleotides long. RefSeq names its product leukocyte immunoglobulin-like receptor subfamily B member 3. NCBI's taxonomy places the organism in Eukaryota, Metazoa, Chordata, Testudines, Geoemydidae. The transcript has 8 exons. The record is from RefSeq and is a predicted model, not a curated record. The coding region runs from base 1 to 1338 and encodes 445 amino acids.